AUGGUAAAUAUUCAGUUUGAAACCCCAGUUAACUAUUCAAAUACUAAUUAUUCCGUUAAGGAUAUGAUAAAGUUAUUUGAGAUUAAAUCAUGUGAUUUCAAUAAUACUAUUUCAACUGUAAAUAGUGACUCAUUAUGCUAUGAAAAAAAUUUCAAGAAACUCGAAAAACAAAAAUCAAACCAACAAAGUAUUGGCACUAACCUAAAAAACGUUCCAAAUACUACAGAAAGCACUGUAUUUUUUAUAGACCAAGAUUAUUACGAAAUCUUUAAUCCUGUAUAUCCACCAAUUAAUGACAUUUUUGGACAGAAAAACAAGAAAAAUACAAAAAAAAGUUUCAAAAACAAUAUUAAAAGCAACACACUCAAUAAUUUCAAUCAAAACAAAUACAACAACUACAUGAUAAACAAUUAUUUCAAUUGUCUUUGGCAAAUUGGAGACGAAUUUUCCGAGAUUCAUUGCUUUCCUUUACUUUAA
Molecule: messenger RNA, 477 nt
Organism: Cryptosporidium ubiquitum
Lineage: Eukaryota; Apicomplexa; Conoidasida; Eucoccidiorida; Cryptosporidiidae
Exons: 1
Coding region: 1-477 (158 amino acids)
Source: RefSeq, a predicted model, not a curated record